Gordionus sp. m RMFG-2023 is the source of this 6015-nucleotide messenger RNA. RefSeq lists its product as uncharacterized. The record is from RefSeq and is a predicted model, not a curated record. The transcript is spliced from 20 exons. The coding region runs from base 28 to 5655 and encodes 1875 amino acids. Gene Ontology annotation, molecular function: metal ion binding. NCBI's taxonomy places the organism in Eukaryota, Metazoa, Nematomorpha, Gordioida, Chordodea, Parachordodidae.
UUUUACUUGUACAUUCUAAUCAACAUAAUGGAUGAUAUGACAUAUGAAGAAUUGUUGCAAGAAUAUAUAACACUCAAACGUGAGCUUGGUAAAUAUGAUAUUGAAGCUUCUGAUAUUCAUCAUUUACAACAAUCGGAUGCAAAUAUCACAUCUAGUAUGGAUGUUUUUAAAUGGGAAUACCUUAAUGAAGAUUUGGGUGAGUUAGAGCUUCGUAGAAUAGCUUUAGAAUCAGCCGCAAAAAACAUUUCUGUAAAACCAAACCCUAAAGAAACACAUCUCAAAAGAAAGAAAGAAAAAUUUUUAAAGAAAGAUAUGAAUUAUAUAUAUAAUCAAAACAAAUCUGAAAUUAAUUUAAAUAGAUUAUUUGAUAAUUUUAAUUUAACUGAUUAUUCCCAUGAGUAUCUAGAACAAGCUUUGAAUUUUAAUCACAAUUAUCCCACUGAAUUUGUUAAUCAGGACAUUGAUCAUCGGGAAAAUAUAAACUCUUUCUUUGAUAUAAAUAAUAUCAAUCAAACCAAAAAUUAUAAUUUUAAUGUAGCAGAUAAAGUUGACUAUGAUAAUUUAGUAAUAGACAUGGAUAUAUCUGAUAAUGAUGAUUCGGAUCUGAAUUUUUACAAUUAUAGUAUUUUUGAUGAUAACAAUUUUAACAAACAACAAAUAGACUCUAAUGACAAUUUUUGGCAAAAUAUAAAUCUUGAUCAAUUGGCAAAUUAUUUAAAAGAUAAUUGUGAUAUAGACAAUUUAGAUUACAGUACCUUAUUUAAUAUCUUUAGCUACUAUCUUAACCAUAUUGCUGAAAUUGAAAAUUAUCAAAAUUCCAAUUUUGGCAAUAAUAUUAUAUAUGAAAAUAACUCUUUUAAUUUUAUAAAAACCAUUAAUAACUUUCCUUUGAAUCAGUUUCACUAUGACAAUGAAAAUAAUAUAGAUCAUUUUAAAUUACACCCUCAAAUUCCUGGCCUAAACUUUCAAAAUGUUAAUUGCUAUAUUGAAGGAGAUACUCAACAAACCUCAAAAGCCUAUAGCAAUAUUCUUUCUGAGCAUUAUCCAACAAUCAAUCUAAUACAAAGUACUACAACUCCCACUGAACAAUUAAAUCUAUGUGUAAAUGAUUACUCUUCUAUCCAAUCUAACACCCCCAUACCUUAUGAAAUAUCCAAUAAUAUUUGUUCAAUGGCAAAAGACAUUAGCGCAAACAUUAAUCAAUUUAACAAUGAUUAUUAUUUUGAUACAAGUAUUAAUAUGAAUUAUACUGGUAGGACAGUAAGUAAUACUAGUGUUCCAAACAACACAAAUAAAACUGACUAUGAGAAUACCAAAGAAAUUAUGAUAGAUAAAUUUUUAAAAGAGGUUCAGAAGUGGUCUUCAACUCUUAUAUCACCUGCCAAAAAAGAAACUCAAAAUAUUUCCAAAAAGUUUGCAAAAAUUGAUAAAAUUAAAUCUCCAAAAAUCAAAGAAAUAGAGAAAAAGAAUUGUGACACAAAAAUUAAUGAAGAUAUGAGAUCAAACAAAGUUACCGAAUUUAAUCAAUAUUUGGAUAAAGAUUUGACAAUUAUCAUUAAACAACCACAACUUAUUGAGAAAGGUGAGGUGGAAAAUGUUGUAAUUACUAGGGCUAAAAAUGAGGAAAAUAAAUUUGAUGAAAAUUUUAGCCUUAAAUAUGGGCUGAAAGAUGUAGACUACAAGAAUCUUUAUAAAGAAAAACCUAUUCUGCCUAUCGUUGCCAAAUCAUUACCAAAUGUUGUUAAAAAUAAGAAAACUACUGUAAUGGUUGCAGAUAGAAACAUGGAUAAUAAAUUUAGCAGGGAAAAAAUGCUUACCCUUAAAGCACUCCUGCCGAAAUGUAAACAAAAACCUAUUAUCAUUCCAUUGAAACGCAAGAUCAAUGGUAAUUAUGAUAGUGAUUCAAGUUCUUCCCCCGAUAUACCCAUUUCAAAAACCAGUGCAAAUGAUGUAAGAAAUGGAAAGAAUGUUAAACAUGGUGCACAAUCCUCGUCUUCACUUUUCAUGAACAGCCCCCAAACCGUUCCCUUGGUAAAAACGCAAAUUAAUAUUAAUGAUGAAUUGUUGAGCACCCGUUUGGUUCACAGGGAAAAGGCGCAAAAAUUAUUAGGAGUUUGCAGAAAAGUUUGCCUAAAAAACAGAAGCACCUUUAAGCGGUUUAAGAAUCAAUUAACUUAUCAAGAAAAUAAUGCAAAAGUCUUAUUGCACAAAAAAUCUGGGCUGGAAGCUCAAUUGCUCGCAAUAAACACAAAGUUGAAUCUAGCUGACCGCCAUGUAACAACACUUAAGAAUAAGCUUACCGAAUUAAACACGGAUUAUUUGGUUAAGAAGGAAAGAGAAAUAAAAUUGGUCCAAAUGCUAUUGGUUAAUCAAAAAUUGUGUCUUCCCUCUUCUUCGCCUUCAAGAAAAUCCGAUACCUUCAAUACAAACAAAUUUAAAAUUGAUAAUAAAAUCAUAAAACCUACGGCUCCCCUUAUCGAAAAUCAAGUAAAUACUAGUAUUAAGGGAACAGACAAAUCCAAAAGAUUAAAAAUAAAUGAUAAGACUCAUAAUAAAAAUGCUAUCAAAGAAAAUCUUAAUAUAGGUGAACAGCAAUUAUCUCUUGCAUCAAAACCACAAUGUAAUGAAAUUUCACAUCUUAAUUUCAAACUUCAAACUCUUCCUAGCUCUGAUUUUAUCUAUCAAUAUAUUCUCCAUUUAUAUUUAUCCAAUUUAUCAUAUACUAAAACCAAUCAUGGCUUGAUCACUCAUGAUAACUUAGCACCCGGUGACAACAUAAAUUUCGAAACCUCAGGAACUACUAUCUUAACACCACGUAGACUAAUUUAUAACACAUUAAUUGGGCAAACACUGAAAACUGACUACGCUUUUAAUAAUGAAACUAUGCAAUGUCCCGAAUAUUAUUACCACACUCCCUUGAUUAGAUUUAAAUCCUUCAAAUUAAGCCCUUAUUUUAGAACCAAAGCUAAAAUGUCUUUAAGCUCUAUUGCUCACACCACAUCUAUAGAUCCAAAUAAAAUUGUAUGCCCUUUUGAGCUUCGUGGAACUUGCAAAGAUGAAACUUGCUCGUAUCAACAUAUAUUUACAAAUCUCUUUUCUAAUGAUAAUAGCCCCCCUAAAAUUUAUAGUAGGGAAAAAAUCGAGUGUCUAUUGUGGAACCAUUAUUUAUCACCUUUCAAAAUUAGAUCUUAUAAGACUCAAAUUGACAGUAUUUAUGAGUUAUUGCCGGAACUUAGGAAUCAUUUAGCAGCCUACGAAAAUGAAAAAUUGUCAUUAGAAGAUUUUCUUAUAUUAAGUAUCAGUUCGAUUAACCAAAUAUUGAAGAAUGCUCACCCUCAUUACAUCCAAUUCAAUGAUCUUAUGGAAAAAUUAGAUGGCAUUACUUACGACGAGACAAAAUUAAGGGCCGCGUCACUUAAUGUACAAAAAUUAGCAAAAAUCUCUAAGUUGAAAGAAUUCGAUUCUAUCAACGUAUUUAAUGGGUUCGUGAACCCACAAAUGCACGAAUUUCAAGAGUCUCAUCAGAUUCCUAAAACCAAUUUAAGGAUAAAUAUCAACAAAUCCAGAUAUUACAUGAACGAUAAACUACUCAUGAAUUUUCAAAACGCGCUUGAUUUAGUCAAUAAACUACCGGUCAAAAGUUUGAUCGAUGUUUGCAAAGUGACAUUGUUAAAAGGUCUCGAGCUUAAGUUUCAUAAUAAACGAAAAUAUCGCAAAAAAGAAGGCUGUUUUAUUCGUUUAAUUUCUACUCCUGAAAAUUUAACGGAUAAAUUUUCGAAGCAAGAUGAAUUAUAUAAAGAAAUUUUAUAUUCGACACAGUACAACAUUGACAAAAAGUCCGAUUUCUUAAAGAAUGCUAGUGAUGUUGUUUCCAAUUGCGAUCUUGAAGUAUUGCUUGAUCUUGUGGAACACUUAUUUAAAAAAUUAUCUUGUCAAAGUUGUAUCAAAAAUCGACAUAACUUAGAUAAUCACAAUUUCGAUAUAAAUUAUAAUGAUAUACUAGUCAAACGAAUAAAAGCGUUAGUCAAAUGUUUCCUUGUAAGAUUUAUAGAGAUACUUUUUUCGCCCAAAGUCUCGGAUGAUCAAAAUGAUAAUAUUGAUGAUACGGCUACAUUGUGGUUAUUCUAUCUCGCUUUUAUGUUAAUUUUUCAUGAUUUUGUUAUUGAAUCGAAUAAUACUAACGCCAAAGGUCAGUUCCCUGCUGAGAAUAAAGGGUAUGAUGUCACAUUCAAAGAUAAGUUAAAUAUACUUUUCAACCAUGCUUUGUUUCGAGCACCAAAUAGUAUUGAUUUGAUUAUUUUAUAUAUAAUGUACUCACGCAUAUCAAUGGAACAUCGUUCUGAAGCCCAAAAUCGUACCUCUUUAAGCUCUAUCUUAAAUUCGUUUCUCGAGAGUAUUGAUAGAUCGUUGCACAAAUUAACUUCCUAUGGUGCUUUAAGACUUCUAAUCGUCUUGGUUGUUUUUUACCGACUCGACUUCGUGACAUUUAGAGAUAUAUUAUUAAACGAAAAACGAUAUCCUAUUAAUAAACUUUCAAUUGACAUACCUCAAUUUCUCUUUCAACUUUUGAUCUCGAGGUUGUGCAUCACGGAUUACUCCCUGACUUGCUUAUAUUGUGCUUCCUUACUUUCAUUACCUCAAACUAUAUCAAAAUCAGAUACGAUUGGUUCGAAAGUUAAUAUUGAAAACGGUCUUCGGAAAGAAAUCGAAAUAUAUAAUAUGUUAAGUCACUGUAGUAGAUACCGAUUAAUUAUAACUUUCCAGAACACCAAUACAAUCCAUAACAAUUUGAUCCUUAAAUCCGCCAAAGAUUUUUACAGACAAAUUUUAAUCUUUAACAUGAAUCAUUCUAACACCUACUCUUUGGAAGAUCUUAAAUUCUAUUUAUACCCUCUUAGCUGGAACUUACAUAGGUUGAAAUGUAAUCUUCACGAUAAAUGUGGUGCAGCCCUUCCUCUCACCUUACAGAAAGUAUUGCCCGCAUUUUUUCAGGAGGCUGAAGAAAUAUUAGAAUUCGUCUCAAGUCGGAAAGAUCUUUAUGAUCGCGAGUUUGUAUUUGGAAAAUUGUACCUAUUCACGUUAGAUUAUUUGGAAGAAAAGCUACCAAUCUCUAGUUCUAAUAAAUUUAAAAAUGUAAGCGAUGGUGAAAAUUCAAGCCUCGUGGCAAGUACAUGCCCUAUUAUGAUAGAAGAACGUUUAACUCGUAUACGAGAGGGUUAUAAGGUAACCCUUUCCAUCGCUACUAGAACGUUGAUUGACGUUUAUCACGACAUUUGCUUUUGGAACUUGGUAAUAUGCCUAAUCUAUUUUGCUUCUCGUCAAAUUUCCUUGGUCUGUGUCGAAUUAAAAGUUCUCUUAAAAACCCUAGUCUCUCAGUAUAUAUUGUUUAUAUACCCAUUAUGCAAUAUUCGGAUUGAGUCAGUUCCUCGUGUUGAUGAAUCGGAGCAGAACUUUAUCGACAUUAUUAAAAAAAUUAUAUCAUCUCUGAAUAUUGAUGUUUAUGAAGCCACCAAUAUCAAUGCAAUGUCUCAUGGUUCUUCUCACAUUUUAAUCCUUGCCUUAAAAUUAUUUUGCUCUAGUGACGAAUGCAUUUAUGAAAUUUGCUCAAAUAUCGCUUCCAUUUUUUACUCUCGUCACACGAAAAUCUCAGUCUAAAUAUUUUGGAUGCAAAGCUGUGUUUAGGUCUAAUGGGGAAAAUAGAUUCUAUAAAAUUUUUGGUUUUUUUAUUAUCAAAAAAUCAAUAUUUUUAGCCUUCGAAACGAAAGUAAGUUUUGUGUUCAUAUAAUAAAAACUACUAUAAUAAAAUUUAUUAUAUUAAAACUUAAAUAAUUGUUAUUUUCUUUAUUUAAAUGUUCAUAAUAUGUUAUAUUCCCUGACGAUGAAAUACAAUUGGAAAUUCUUACCUCAAAUUAUUUAUAAAUAUUCUUUUACCUACAAAAUUUUCAAAAAAUACACUUAAAAUUCAAUAUUACUCAAUGUAUGUUACAAGAAAAAAAUGAUAUAUAUAAUAUUUAA